This is a messenger RNA of Antechinus flavipes (yellow-footed antechinus), 1562 nucleotides long. Its product is annotated as bactericidal permeability-increasing protein-like. Gene Ontology annotation, biological process: negative regulation of macrophage activation; negative regulation of interleukin-8 production; negative regulation of interleukin-6 production. The record is from RefSeq and is a predicted model, not a curated record. Bases 1 to 1197 code for a protein of 398 amino acids. Gene Ontology annotation, molecular function: lipopolysaccharide binding. Lineage: Eukaryota; Metazoa; Chordata; Mammalia; Dasyuromorphia; Dasyuridae. The transcript is spliced from 13 exons.
AUGGCGAUCACUAAGUUCCUGUUGCCCCAAUCCCAAAUUUUUGUGAUGCCUGAAGGCCUUAAAUUGUUCCUCUCUGAUGUCUUGAUCCACAUCAGUGGAAAGUGGAGUGAUGAUAAGCACAAAAAAGGACAUAUUCCUUUUGACCUGAAGUUGGAUCGUAUCACCAUCACAGUUACCUUUUAUCUGGGAAAGAAUGAUAAAGGCCAUCUUACUAUUUCUGUGGCGAGUUGCAACAUCCACAUCGACAAUGUUAAUAUAUUCAGCUCAACCAACCAAAAUUGGCUGAGAGAUCUAUAUAAGCAAAAUUUCCAGGCAACAUUACAAACUGACAUCACCAAAAAGAUCUGUAAAGUGAUACGUGAGACUACAACCACUUACAUGGAACCCUACCUCCAGACCAUGCCAGUGAAAGUAAAGGUGGAUGAAAUAAGUGGAAUCGAUUAUACUCCAAUGAAGCCUCCACAAAUUUCACAUCAUAACCUGGAUAUUCCUCUGAGGGGCCACUUUUUCAGUUUGAUUCAGCACAAGUCACAUCCCUCUCACCCUCCGAUUAUGAAUUUCCAUGGCAGUCAACUACAAAUGAUCUUGUUUGCGGUCUCACAUACCGUCUAUGACUCAAUCAAACAUGUUUACCAAGAUGCUGGAAUCAAAUCCCUCCAAGUGACUAAUUUCAAGCUUCCAAAGAAUUCCAAAUUCCCAUUGGCAACCAGCUACUAUGGAACUCUGAUCCCUGAGUUGUCCAAGAAGUUUCCCAACCUGGAAAUGAAAAUAGAUGUCGGCCUCCCCUCUCUACCAACUGUUGUCUACAACUCUAGACAUAAAAUGAGCCUUACAUCUGUGCUUUCAGCCCAUGUCAAUGCGAUUUCCUCCAACUCUUCUCCUAUUCUGCUCUUUACACUGAGCCUGGAUAUAAGUGUUACACUCCACAUUAAUGUGAAGAAUGGUACCAUUUCAGGGCACUUAUCAUUAGAAAGCAUCAAAAUUAAAUUGAAGCACUCAAAUGUCGGCAAUUUCCAGGAGUCUGUGCUGCACCAAGCUUUUGUUUAUUACAUGAAUGAAGUUUGGAUUCCUAUAACUAAUAGGUGGCUGGGAAAAGGUUAUCCUCUACCCAUACCAGUUAAUCUCCACUUCUUCAACUAUAUUGUAUAUCCUCAUAAGAAUUUCCUGGUAUUUGGAUCAGAUUUUAACUAUUUCUGAGGGCAUUUGGCUGACUGCCAUGGUCAUCUGCAUCUCAUACACCAUCUCCAUCCUAUGGCAUCCAUCAGGAUAGAUAGUUGGGGAACUGUCUAUCAUUCCACUACUCUGAAACUUGAUCCACCAAGAACCUCUGUAUUUGUAAUUGAUGAAGAGAAAGGACAUUGGAAAUUUGAUACCGUUCAGUGGGAAGGUCUUUGUUUUGUUAAAAAGCAACUAAAAUUUUCCAUUGGAGUGGGAAGUUGUGGGGUGGGAGGGAAUUCUACUGAGGUUUUCUUAAUACAAUGUUUUUCAUUAUAACCUUAAUAAAUACACUCUCUUCCAAUAAAUACAGAACCUUCUUAAUGCAUUUUUCAUUAUAACCUUAA